AUCAUCAGUAAGGUGAAUCUCUCAAACACUUUUAUCUUCCCCCCAGUUUGUCCUGUUUUCACAGAGCCAUGGACCUGACGGCAGAGUGUCAUUGAAGCCACUAACAACAUUUUCUAUGACUUUUUAAUCAGUCUGAAGUUUUCUUCCAAGUGAAUUGCUCUCAGACUUUGAUUGCCACGGUGUCCAGAUUUGUUUGACAUUCAGGGACGAGAUGAGGAUACUAUUCAUCAGCUUUGCCAUCUUCUGUCUGUGGCUUCUACCAACGGUGCAGGAGGAGGAUGCUGGGAAGACCUUGGACUAUCUGAACCUCAACCCAAAUGUUGACCACACCUCACAGCCCCUUACCUAUGAAAUAGGAAGGAGGGGGGAAGAAGGAAACCUUGGAGCUGCAAUGAAAGUCAAACACCUUUCAAAAGAUGUAUCCACCAAGCCUAAGGCCUCCAGCUAUAGCUCUGUGGGCCCAUAUGGCUGGUCACAGAACCUCUCCCUCCCCUUGGAUCAGUCACCGUUUCGCUCCAAAUCCAAGCCCCCCAUAAAAACACCUAUCAAGGUCAAGAAGACCUUUGGCUGGGGCAAUUUCUACCUCAACAUCAAAACCAUCAAGUUCAGCCUGCUGGUGACAGGUAAGAUAGUGGACCACAUCAACGGCACCUUCAGUGUGUACUUCCGCCACAACUCGUCCCGCCUGGGGAAUAUCUCAGUGAGCAUCGUUCCUCCCUCCAAAGCCGUGGAAUGGGAGGAUGUGGGACGCCCGAAACACCAGUUCCAGAGUCAGCCGCAGUCCACCCCCAAUGAGCACCAGCAGGAGAUGAAGGCCCUCAACUGCGUGGUGGAGUACCAGAGGACCAACAGAGCCAAGAAAACAAAGCCAUGCCUCUACGAUCCCUCCCAGACCUGCUACUCAGAACACACCCAGUCUCACGCCGCUUGGAUCUGUGCCAAGCCCUUCAAGGUCAUCUGUGUAUUCAUCUUUUUUCACAGCACCGACUACAAACUGGCACAGAAGGUCUGUCCAGACUACAACUUCCAGGCUGAUCUCCAGCACUUUGGAAGACGAGGAUAGUGGAUGAACUAGGCGGGUUAUUAAAGCAUGUUUUUCUUCAUCUCCUUUAUCACUGGAGAAAGGGGUUUGUUUUGAACAGGUCAUGAUGAACCUCUUGGGUGGCCCAACACAGACAUUCAGAUGGAGAGAUUUGCUUGGUAGAAUGGAAGUCGUCAGCACCUGGAUAAUAUUUUGAAAAUACACCACUGAAGGGUAGAAGAUUUACAGAAGAUCAAGUAGUGGUUGUUAUUGGGAACAAGUGUGAUAUUUAGUCAUUUUGCUAACUGUAUUUGGGGUCAAAUAUUGACUUGGUUGGAGUAAUGCUCCAUGUGCAUGCCAAAGCAGCUGGUAUUAGCACAACAAUAAUUCCUGCUUUUUUACUACUGUAAUUAUGUUUGUGUAAAUUGUCUGCUUUUUUUGUCACACAUUGCCCAUCUGUGAUGGCCCUUACAUUAACCUUUUCACUACUCAUUUGGGGACAUAUUGCAAGCAAGACAACGCAUCUACACAAAGAAAAUGUCAACCUAACAAACUGCUUAAUGUCUGUGAGUUGAGUGGACUUCAAAAGGAAAAUAAUUUGAGCUAAUUUUGAUGGUUGUUUUAGCUGAAUUUCAACAAGCUUGUUGAGUAAAUUACAAAUGUAUGUUUGCUCAAAACCACUUAAAAUCACGCUCAUCGUUAUCACAUUUCCCAGGGUGCUCUAUUGCAGGUUGAUUUUCAGAAUUGUUUGCUUCAAUACCUGUGUUGUUUGUACAUUGACUGGUUGAUUAAUCGUACGCUACACAAACAUAAAUAACAUACUUUUUCCCAAUCUAAUCCAACCUGUUAGUAGUUGGGUUUAUUACACCCUUUACUGAGAUGUUAAUCUCAUUUAACCCAGAACCAGGGCGUAGCCACCCAUUGGAGAGCCAGGCCCACCCAAUCAGAUUGAGUAACAACCAAAAAUAUGUAUAUAUAUAUAUAUAUAUAUACACACUGAACAAAAAUUUGAACACAUGUAAAGUGUUGGUCCCAUGUUUCAUGAGCUGAAAUAAAAUAUCCCAGAAAUGUUCCAUAUGAACAAAAACAUUAUUUCUCUCAAAUUUGUGCACACAUUUGUUUUCAUCCCUGUUAUUAAGC
This is a messenger RNA of Salmo salar (Atlantic salmon), 2161 nucleotides long. Lineage: Eukaryota; Metazoa; Chordata; Actinopteri; Salmoniformes; Salmonidae. The record is from RefSeq and is a predicted model, not a curated record.